This is a messenger RNA of Paramisgurnus dabryanus, 2271 nucleotides long. RefSeq names its product V-set domain-containing T-cell activation inhibitor 1-like. Gene Ontology annotation, molecular function: signaling receptor binding. Lineage: Eukaryota; Metazoa; Chordata; Actinopteri; Cypriniformes; Cobitidae. Gene Ontology annotation, cellular component: external side of plasma membrane. The record is from RefSeq and is a predicted model, not a curated record. Gene Ontology annotation, biological process: regulation of cytokine production; T cell receptor signaling pathway.
GCCUGCAACGCCUCGAGUACUGCAAAUGUAGAACCGCAGCGUGAGUAUGCUUGUGGAUUGGACUGCGUGUGUAUGUAAUCUUUAAUUAUCUAAAUCAUGGUCCUGAAUUCACAAAGAAAAUGCGCUGGCUCCUUCCUUUCGUCGUGGCAGUUUUUGUAGCCCCGUUUGAGGUGUCUGUCCCUGAUAAGCAAUUGAUGGCCAUUCGGGGCAAUCCAGUUGUAUUAGGCUGUAAGUUCACACCUGAUCCAGACAUCUCCAACCUGGUGGUUACCUGGCAACGGCAUGAGGACUCGAAGGUCGUGCACAGUUUCUAUUAUCAACUGGACCAACUGGACCGGCAGAGUCCAGAAUACAACAGUAGGACAAUGCUUUUUAAAUCUGAGCUAUCUACAGGAAAUGCCUCCCUACAAAUAACAGCCAUUAACCAAAAGGAUACAGGCCAGUAUAUGUGUAUAGUGAGCAAUGCACAGGGAACUGGAAGAGCCUUGGUAGAGCUGACCUAUGGAGCUUUGUACUCUGAGCCCAGGUUGAGCAUCCACGUAAACUCCUCAAAAGUCACACUGAAGUUUGAGACGGAGGGAUUUCCCAAGCCUGAUGUAAGCUGGCAAGGGGAACAAGGUGAAAACCUUAUCCAUCACCUGGAGCUCUUUGAGCAGACUGAAGAUGGACUAUAUAUCAUAAAGAGCAGCUAUGAAGCCCAGAAGCCAACAGUUAAUGUUACAUUUACACUAAAGAACCACUUUCUCAACCAGAACCUUGAGAGACCUGUCAUCCUAACCUACGAUAAGGACGUGGCCACAAAUCAAGUGACAGUCGCACUUAUUGUAAUCUCCAUGAUGUGCAUUAUGUUUUUUAUCUGCAUCGUUUUGUUGAUGUUUCGGAGAUUUAAAAAGAGGUCUGUCCCUGGAAUGAAUCAUCAUAGUUGAUUGUAAAUGGAUCAUUAAAAGCAUCAUUCAUUUCAUAUUCACUCCCUCCCUUUCAUUUUCACACUCAUUUUCAUCUGUCAAAAUAAGUGAGGCCUCAAAAAGCCAAACCACAUAAAUAACUGUGAGGUUUAAACAUGCAAUUAAGCAUUUUAAGCAUUAGAUUGUCAUAAAUCAAGUCAUAUGGGUGUGUUCUUAAAAUAAUUAAAGUGUUAAAAUCAUUAUUUAGUGCUGAGUCUUUUUCAUACUUUUUAUAUGUGCGGACACUUGUAACUACAUUUAUAAUUAACCCAUUAUAUGGUAAUAUUUAUUUAAAAAGCGUGAAGUGCACAUGGGCAUCAACCACUGUUUGUAUACAAUUUUAUAUAUUGCAAUAAACAUAAUUUUGUACUGCAUUUGGUGACUAGAAAUGAACCUGAUUUUAAUUUAUGUUACUUAAAUAUUCUACCUACCCUGACAGAGAUGAUGCACUACUGCACUACUUCCUGACCUUCAGCUAGCUCCUUGUUUCCUGUCUGCCAUUAUUGGACAAACUGAUUAAUCCAGGUGUGCCUGACCUCAGUAGUCACAAACAAACUGAUUAAUCCAGGUGUGCCUGACCUCAGUAGUCACAACAACAAUAAUCAAACACGCCUGGAUUAAUCAGUUUGUCCAAUAAUGGUAGACAGGAAACAAGCUGGCUGAAGUUCAGGAAGUAGUACAGCUGGGCAUAAAGCCUAUUCUGUGUUUUAACCUAUGUUUAAAAUAUGCUUGAGAUUUGUUAACAAUUUGUACUGUAAAAACAGCUGUUGUCUGUUAUACAUUUACAUUUAGGCAUUAGAUGCUUUUAUCCAAAGCGAUGGACUCUGUAUACCACAACUGACCGCAGCACAGUAAAACUACAUUGAGUGUCUGACUGUUUUGUUUUGUAUCCUAGCUGCAGCUUUGAUUACUUAAGCUGAGCUUAUCAGUUUAUGACAUAAUGGAGCAAUAAUGUUUGUCAUAAGGGUGUGAGAAUGACAGCAAAUGUUUCACAUACAUAUCUUACCUUACAUAGUUUUUUAUUAUUAGUAAAAAUGUGUAUUGGAUAGUUUUUUUUAUUACUUUUUCCUUACUAUGAAACUCUGUAGGCAGCUCAGGUGAAAUUUUAGUCUCAGAUAUAACGUUUCUUAAAAUUGCUGAAAAGUAGAACAACUUUUCUUGACAUGUAGAUGUAUUGAUUUGUAAACAAAAAAAUGUAAGUAACUAGGUGUGUCAUUCAACAUUUUCAAUUCAUUUUUUUAUCAGAUACAUUUUAUGUGAGAGAAACAUGUUUCAUUUUGCCAUUUCAAAGCAGUUUGUAUCACAAUUACAUUGUUCCAUUAACAUU